CAGAUCUGGGAGGGAGCAAGGAUGUUGAUCAAGAUCAUGAGAGACAACAUCCGACAAGAGAUCGUCGGCAAGCGUGUGGUGGAGCUUGGCUCGGGCACAGGUCUGGCUGGCCUGUGCGCAGCAGCCAUGGGCGCGCAUGUCCUGCUGACCGACUUGAAGACUGUGACCGACUGCUCCCUCAGGCCCAACGUCAAGAGGAACUGGGAGGAGCCACAAGGCCGGACAGCUUCCUGCUGGCCUGGAGCUGGGCAUGUAGGGAAAGGGACUGCAGCCUGCAUGACACUGGACUGGACGAAGCCGACGUUGGAGCAAGCAUCAGAGGCGGCAAGAGCAUGCACACAGAGGCUGGCAGGAGCUGAAAUGCUCGCAGCUGAGUGCGUGUGGUUGAAGGAGCUGGUGGAGCCGUUUGUUGACACCGUCAUGAAGAUCCUCAAUGGUGGAGGCCCGGAGGUCGUCUAG
Guillardia theta CCMP2712 is the source of this 459-nucleotide messenger RNA. RefSeq lists its product as hypothetical. The annotation marks the transcript as partial. Lineage: Eukaryota; Cryptophyceae; Pyrenomonadales; Geminigeraceae. The record is from RefSeq and is a predicted model, not a curated record. The transcript is spliced from 4 exons.